CGCCGCCACCGCCCACUCGGGGCUGGCCAGCCUCAGGCGGCCGGGCGGCGGAGAAGGGCCGGGCUGGGCGAGCGCACGCCAUGGCCCCGUGGCUGCAGCUCUGCUCCUUCUUCUUCACGGUCAACGCCUGCCUCAACGGCUCGCAGCUGGCGGUGGCUGCAGGCGGCUCGGGCCGCGCCAGGGGCGCCGACACCUGUGGCUGGAGGGGAGUGGGGCUGGCCAGCAGAAGCAGUGGACUGCACAAUAUCACCUUCAGAUAUGACAACUGUACCACCUACUUGAAUCCAGUGGGGAAACAUGUGAUUUCUGAUGCCCAGAACAUCACAGUCAGCCAGUACUCAUGCCAUGACCAAGUGGCAGUCACCAUUCUGUGGUCUCCAGGGGGCCUUGGCAUUGAAUUCCUCAAAGGAUUUCGAGUAAUACUGGAGGAGCUGAAGUCCGAGGGAAGACAGUGCCAGCAACUGAUUCUAAAGGACCCGAAGCAGCUCGACAGUAGCCUCAAAAGAACGGGAAUGGAAUCUCAGCCUUUCCUGAAUAUGAAAUUUGAAACGGAUUACUUUGUAAAGAUUGUUCCUUUCCCUUCCAUUAAAAAUGAGAGCAAUUACCACCCUUUCUUCUUCAGGACCCGGGCCUGUGACCUGUUGUUACAACCAGACAACUUGGCCUGUAAACCCUUUUGGAAGCCCCGUAACCUGAACAUUACCCAGCAUGGUGCGGACAUGCAGGUGUCCUUUGACCACGCACCACACAGCUUUGGCUUCAGGGUCUUCUACCUUCACUACAAACUCAAGCAUGAAGGCCCCUUUAGGCGGAGGACUUGUAAGCAGGACCAAAAUGCAGAGACGACCAGCUGCCUCCUCCAAAAUGUUUCUCCAGGGGAUUAUGUAAUUGAGCUGGUGGAUGACACUAACACAACAAGGAAAGUGGUGCAGUAUGUUGUAAAGCCAGUGCACUCACCGUGGGCUGGGCCCAUCAGAGCCGUGGCUAUCACCGUGCCGCUCGUGGUCAUAUCAGCCUUUGCGACGCUCUUCACUGUGAUGUGCCGCAAGAAGCAACAAGAAAAUAUAUAUUCACAUUUAGACGAAGAGAGCUCCGAGUCCUCCACAUACCCUGCAGCCCUCCCCAGGGAGAGGUUCCGGCCACGCCCCAAGAUCUUCCUCUGUUACUCCAGUAAAGAUGGCCAGAAUCACAUGAACGUCGUCCAGUGUUUCGCCUAUUUCCUCCAGGACUUCUGUGGUUGCGAGGUGGCUCUCGACCUAUGGGAAGAUUUCAGCCUCUGCAGAGAAGGACAGAAAGAAUGGGUCCUUCAGAAGAUCCAUGAGUCCCAGUUCAUCAUUGUAGUGUGUUCCAAAGGCAUGAAAUACUUCGUAGACAAGAACUACAAACACAAAGGAGGCAGCCGGGGUGUGGGCAAAGGGGACCUCUUCCUGGUGGCUAUGGCAGUCAUUGCCGAAAGGCUCCGCCAAGCCAAGCAGAGUUCAUCUGCCACACUUAGCAAGUUCAUUGCUGUCUACUUUGAUUAUUCCUGUGAGGGAGAUGUCCCCUGCGUCCUGGACUUGAGCACCAAAUACAAACUCAUGGACAACCUUCCCCAGCUUUGUUCCCACCUACACUCAGGAAAACAAGGCCUUCAGGAGCCGGGGCAACAUGCAGGAUACAGCAAUAGAAGGAACUACUUCCGGAGCAAGUCAGGUCGUUCCUUGUAUGUUGCUAUUUGCAAUAUGCACCAGUUUAUUGAUGAGGAGCCUGACUGGUUUGAGAAGCAGUUUGUACCCUUCCAUCCUCCCCCGCUGCGCUAUCGGGAGCCAAUCCUGGAGAAGUUUGACUCAGGCUUGGUUUUAAAUGAUGUCAUCUGCAAACCAGGGUCAGAGAGUGACUUCUGUCUAAAGGCUGAGGCUGCUGUUCUUGGGGCAACUGGGCCAGUUGACCAGUACUCACACCUGGAGAGUCAAUAUGCAGGCCUGGACCAAGAUACUGAGGCCCGAUCUGCCUGUGAUGGUGGUUCCACCUUGCAGCCCCUGCUGCAUGCAGUCAAAGCUGGCAGCCCUUCAGACAUGCCGAGGGACUCGGGCAUCUACGACUCUUCCAUGCCCUCAUCCGAGCUGUCUCUGCCUCUGAUGGAAGGACUCUCUCCUGACCAGAUGGAGACAUCUUCUCUGACAGAGAGCAUAUCUUCCUCCUCUGGCCUAGGUGAGGAGGAUCCUCCUGCCCUCCCUUCCAAGCUCCUCGCCUCUGGCGUGUGCAAAGCAGAACUUGGCUGCCACAGCUGCACUGAGGAAUUCCACGCGGUUGCCCCUUUAUAACAGUGGGGAAGAGUCCAAGCAUUGCCACUUUAGCUGCUGCCUCUCUCUGGUUCCCCAGCUCCUCUCUGGUUAUGUGGCCUACUUGGAGCUGAGGGCUCAUGCAAGGCUAUUUGGAAGGAGAGUCUGGCCAGUACUUGCUCUCCUCUGUUCCAGCCCCUCUACUAGAUAUCUUAGAGAAGUCUCCAGUUUCCUGAAAGCAUAUGGAGCUCUGAAAGGCACAUCCAUUAGAUAUGACGACAGCUGGCUGCAUUGGAUCAGAGCCUAUGCUGGGGGAGGUAGGGAGGAAACAGGUAAAGAAACAGGAAAGCACCUCCACUGGUCAUUCUAACUUCACUGAGCUCUGCAAACUUUACCUACGUAUUCACUUUUGGCUAUGCCGAUUCUACUGCUUUGUGGAAGAAGCACUUUUAACAUCACUGCAGUUACUGGAGUCAAGUGCCAGUCUAGACCCUAGAUCAUACUGCAGAUGUUGCUGCCAUUGUUUUUGAUGUGGAGCUUACAGUGCCAUGAGUGUUAAAUUACCUUUAAGACAAAGGUCAAGAGCACAAAUGACUGUCCAUCCAAUCAUUUUAUGUAUUGCUGGGUGAGGAUGAAGUCCCAGGAAGCAGGCUGACCAUCUUGACCAUUCCGUCUGAAAUGGGUUGGCUGAUGUGCAGAAGAUACCAGAACCUGGACACACAGCCUGCUCUGGGUCUGAGUAGCCAUCAUGUGGGGACCACAGCUGCCUGUUAAGUUUCUGGGUUAUAUUUACAUGCUGUAGUGCAGGUGAUGAUGUCUGGAAACAGAAGACCUUUAUCCAGCUGGGCAGCAGCAUUACUGGAAGCUGCAAUUUGUGCUUUGGCUGCUCUAGCACUGUAUCCUAAAUGUUAGGAGUGAGAAUUCACUGAUACAAUAGUGUGUAGAGGUGGUGGCCAGUUAAUCUGCUGAACUGGAUUUGACUAAUGACAAACCUCCUUUUCCGACGGCAGAAAGGAGAGGAUUGUCACAAAAGUAAAUGUUAUAUUUUUGUGAAUGACUUUUCUACAGAAAUUCUGUUUCCAAAGGAUAAGCAUCUGUUUGUAUCACAUUUAUUGAUUAGAUGUGUGUAGCGUAAUGAGGUGUUAGUCUCUGUGGAAGCCCUUAGCCUCGCCAUGCCCUGGAACACUUGCUGUGAGCAUCCUUCACCUUUGUCAUGGGCGCUGUUGGGUUUUGGCAGCCUGUUUUCUGAGCGUUCUGCCAGAACUGUGGUUUUUCACUCCUUCACCAGACAGGGACCAACAUUGAGUGGGUCGCUGAGAAAGAUCCCAAGGUGGGGUGGGGGUAGGAUGAAGCAGGGCUUUUUAUUCAAGGCAUGUGCUCAGCAGGUGGGCAAAGCAGGCUUGGGCUCCUCCUGGGAAGAAGAGGUUUGUGUGUAUUUUGGAUGCAAAUCCCUCCUCCCUGCUCUGUAAGGGCAGCUGGCAGCUCUUGGGAGAACGUGCUCCUUUUUUCUGCCAGAGAACAGAGCAGCUGCUCAGAGAGACCGUGAGCUACAAGACUGUCUCACCAUAAAACCAUGCAUCUCGGUAGAGGAGAGCCGUCAGUGGUGUCACCUUGGAAUCCAGGAGGAGCAGACAGAGCUCCCACUUCCAUGAGGCUGCCCUGCCUGUUCUCAAUCUCAUCUUAUAUUCUGUGAGGGAGAUUGGUGUGCCCAAAUUGCUAACGAAUGAAAAGUCACUCGGAACAUUAUCAUUAUUUAACUGAAGCCAAGAGAUAUUUUGUGUUCCCAAAGGCGCCAUUAGGAUCUGCUUUUAGGGUAGAUAUUCAAUUUUGCAUGUGGAAUGAAGCAUCUCUGCGAGAGCUGCCCCAAGAACAGUGUGGAUGCCUGUUCCCAGGCCUGCUCAGAGAGUGGAAAUGGAAGGCAAACCACCUCAGCCGUCUAAAAUGCUUGUCUAAAAGUCAGGAUCAGGUGACGUUUUAGUUUGGAUGCUUUUAUUUUGAAAUACAAAUGUUUCUGAUCAACAGACUCAGGUUCUAACGUGCCAGAUAAUGAAAUAUGAUUGCUUAACUCAGAGUAAAUUGAUAAGUGGAUAAUGAAGUGAAACGUCAUUAGUCAAUUUUUUUUUCUCCCAUCCACCUCAUCAUGCUAGGAGUGGGAAUUGUUUUGCAGAUUAAGGCAAAACAUCUGCUCUGAGCCGAGUUGCAUUUUUCUACUUACAGAUUGUUCCAUGCAGUGGAAAUGAUAAGAUAGAAUUCAGAGAAGGGUUCUGCCAAGUCACAGACUUAUUGAUGCUUUGGGGAAACAAGAAGAGGUUACAGAGAUGCACUUAGUCAAAGGCCUGGUCUGAGAGUAGAAAGUAACUUAGAGGGUGUCGCCUGGGUAGGAGUCCAGGGGUGAGUCCAUGGUGCCUGGAAACCAACAAGGCUGCAGGUUAGGAGCUCGUUGUUGACCUGUACAGGCACCUCGCUGGUGCAUCUGAUGCAAUCAGCUCUGCUCGGAGAGUGGGGAGAGAGAAUGCCUAGCCACAGGGCAGCUGGCUGCAAGUAAUGGACCACCUUGAAUGGACCUGGGUGCAGAGGCUCCUUCAGAGGUGGAGACUUUGAGAUUUGAGGCACAUGGAUUCUCAGAAAGAAUCAGAAGGGAUUCUAGUCCAGGCUCGGGUCGUCAGAUGGGACCCAGCUAGGUAAUAAAGGUUUUGUUUUGUUUUGAGCCAGGGUCUCCCUGUAGCCCCAGCUGACCUGGAACUCACUAUGUAGAGCAGGCUGGCCUAAAACUCACAGAGAUCUACCUGCCUCUGCCUCUGCCUCCUGAGUGCUGGGAUUAAAAGUGUGUGCUACCAUGCCCAACUGAGAUUAACUUUUUGAUUGACACACAAUCUAAUUGAAGUCAGUCCUAGGUCAGAAGUUUAAAAAAAAAAUGCUGUCUUUAGUGAUGAUAGUGUCAUUGGAAUCAGCAUGUGGGAAUUUCUGGAUCUCUGAGGACUUAUGUGGUUAUCAGAGUUCAGUUUUGCUACUUCAUAACCACAAGAUUUUUCUUUUGUUGUUACUGAGUUUUCUGACAACCUCUAGUCUUAAGUCCUCUGACUUUUAUUCAACUAAAUAAGAUUAUCCUUCUGUAACUGUGGGAUUACAGGAUUUUCAGUGUGUUUUUUUCUUCCCCAGAGGGAGUGGGGAAGCUAUUUUAUUCCUGGAGAAGAAAUGGCAUACCCUUCUUCCAAAAAGAAAGGAAACCAUGUAGUCCCUAGCUACUUCAACAUUAGAGAGAAACCAUUCUGCCUUUAUUGAGGAAAGGUAGGCAAUGCCAGAGUGAAGGUUUUUAGUGUUCUUUAGUUUCUAUUGUUGGAGAUAGCUGCUCUUAUUCAGGAGAUUCUGUGCCUUUGGGGGCUCCAGUGUCCCCAGGUACAAGGAAAACAUCUGUGUGACGGUCCAUGGCAGUGACACCUUCCCACUCAGAGAUUCUGGGACAUGGUGGGGAUUGGAGUAGACUGAAAAGCCCUGUUUAUCCUACAGGGGGCAGCUCUUCCAAAUGAGUGUCUCCAUGAAGUAUUUCCUGAUCUUCCUAUUCUUCAAGAAAAGCUGAGGAUGUCCAAUUUUUAAAAUUCUAACAACUAGGGCUGGCAAGAUGGCUCAGUGAGUAAAAGCUCUUUUACAAGCCCGAUGACCUAAGUUUGAUUGCUGGAGCCCACAGUGGAAGGAGAAAACUGACUCCUGAAAGUUAAGUCCUUUGACUUCCACAAGCAGGCUAUGGCAGGCACACCUUCCUCCCUACCCCCCAACCUCACAAAUGUAUACACAUACUAAUAGUGAAAAAAAGUACAACUAAAACCAUAAAAUAUUGGCACUUCCACUUUAGAAACUUCUAAAGCGAAUUUAUGAUCAACCGAACAUAUACAGACUUAAUUUUGCCCACCAGCUGCCAGUUUGUGACCUUUGUUUUGUAUGCUGUGAAAUGGCAGCCAUCCACAGUAAUUACAAAUGGCAGGUGCCCCCAGGAGAAGCAGCUGCUAACCUCAUCCUUCAGAGAAACUUGAUGUCUUCUCAAGUUUUUGUUUCUUGACACAAAGUCUAAUGUUGUUGGGGCUGGCCUUGAAUUUCUGAUCCUCCUCUCUCCACUUCUUAAAUGUUAGGAUUACAGGUGUGCACUACCAAGCCCAGCAUGGUUAUGCUUCUGAAUGUAUUUGAAAUGUUUUGAUCACUUCCUUACAUUUCAUAAUGUCUUAAGGGAAAGGCAGGUCAGCUGUUCAUUUCAAAUUCAGGUUUAUACUCCCCCAAAUUAAAAAGCAUGAUGCUGGCAACAGUUUCAUUUAAACUUCAUGACUCCUAGGGCCUUAUUUAUAGCUUAGCUCUAGAUGUAAUCAUGCUUUUAGGUAGUGUGCAAUUCUGAGCUUAGGCCAAGAUAUAAUUAGGAGAAUUAUAUGAGGUGGGGGCAGGGGUUGUAUAGAUACGACCAAGAAUCUUCUAGAGCCCCCUCACACCAGUGCUUUUCAGUGUUCUGGUAACUGGCUGCUUUGGAGGUGUGACACAGGAGAUGGAGAACAACUUUUGUGAUGUUGAGAUACCAGAAGUCACCAAGGGUGUUGGGUCACCCUUGCCACAUCACUACCUUUCCAGGCUCAGGAUGAACGUAAACCAAAGAAGUCUGAUUGCAAGCUGUUAGCUGAUUUGAAUCCGCUUUCAGAAUUUGCAGGCUUGGAGACGCUUAAAUCACCCAGCGUGUUCCCUCCAGGCAGGCUUGCUUGAAUUAUUCCAGACAUGUGGCUGUGGCAGAGAUUCUGGGUCACAGUGAAGAAGAUUCUAACCUCCCUGCUGAUCAGAUAGUUCUUUGUGUAUCUCCCUUGCAGAAAUUCAAACCAGCUUUCUUUUGUUUGGGGUGCAGUGGAGAAAGAGCAGCUGGUCACCUUCCCUGCGUUGAGAACCACAGUAAAGUCAUCCUUCUGGUGUUUUUUUCCAGUGGCAAAUAAUCCCACCCACUUAAAACAUUCUUCACAGCUCUCGUUUUUCAGGAGCUUAAUAAUUUUCACUGUUCUUGAGUUUCUUAGCUUUACGCUCAGUUCAGUUACCCAGACAACACUGCUGCCUUAUUCACAAUGGCGCCUUCUGACAGCCACACUCUGGGUAGGAUCACAGGGACAUUUAUGUAGGCCUGCUCUUGCCACAUUAAAAAUAUAGUGGCACUUUAAAAAACUGGUGCAUCCCUUACUGUUCUGAGGGUAAUUGACUGCCACAUUUUCUUUUUUUCUUUUUUUUUUUUUUUUCUCUUAGUGAUAGUUCUCUCCUGUGGUUUAUUUCCUCUCCAGGGCUAAACUAAUACUUGGUGCUUAUUCCUGAUGUGUUUAAUGUCUUUCUUUAACUUGGGGACACUUUUUUGGGGGGUGGGCUCAUUGAGACCGGAUGUCACUCUAGUUUUGGCUGGCUUAUGUGUGCUCCCUAUGUAGACCAGGCUAGCCUAGAACUCACAGAGAUCCACCUGCCUCUCUGCUUCCCAACCCCUGGGACUAAAGGUGUGGGCCACCACUUGUGUGUUAGGACACACCUUUCAAGACCAGCUCUUGCCUUCUAAGAGGCAGCUAUCCCACAUUCAAAAAUCUAUUUUUACCUGUUUCUAAACUUUACCUUUAUUUGUGAAUCCCAGUAGCACUUAAACGGUGCAGACUUCAGUUGAACCACUAGCUAGCCCAGUGAUACUGGAAGUUGCUAAGUGCUACCCUCCCAUUGAUUGCUGUUGAGGGCUGAUUUGCAAUCACAUUUAAAUACCCCUGGGAGGACCUCUGGGGAAUUCUGGCCAGUUGUCUUCUUUCUUGCUCCUGGGUUAGUCCUUGAAGUUCACCAGGGACCACUGACACCUCCAGGGGUUCUUCUGUGCUCUGGAGCUGCGGCUGUUGGUGGAGCAGGCACUGUUCACACAAUCAAGGACAGAAGGAAUAAUUCUGGCUGCAUAACUGAUAUUUAUAUCAGAAUCAGCCAGGAGCAGCCUUCUGCGGCUGCCAUUGCCUUACACUUAAUGUGAUAAUCUAUUAUUUACAAACAUUUCUCUUCCUCUCAAAAAAAAA
Nannospalax galili (Upper Galilee mountains blind mole rat) is the source of this 8308-nucleotide messenger RNA. It is a transcript of the gene Il17rd, whose product is annotated as interleukin 17 receptor D. NCBI's taxonomy places the organism in Eukaryota, Metazoa, Chordata, Mammalia, Rodentia, Spalacidae. The transcript has 13 exons. The coding region runs from base 81 to 2303 and encodes 740 amino acids. The record is from RefSeq and is a predicted model, not a curated record. Gene Ontology annotation, molecular function: interleukin-17 receptor activity.